Messenger RNA from Mytilus californianus (California mussel), 7995 nucleotides. RefSeq lists its product as uncharacterized. The coding region runs from base 146 to 2785 and encodes 879 amino acids. The transcript is spliced from 7 exons. The record is from RefSeq and is a predicted model, not a curated record. Lineage: Eukaryota; Metazoa; Mollusca; Bivalvia; Mytilida; Mytilidae.
AAAGCGUCUCUCACCUUUGUCAAACGGUGAGGUAAUUAGGUCGCCAUUUUGAAAUAUAGGAAGUAGACUGAGACUGAGGAAGAAAGAAAAAUUAUGAGUUCAAGAUGAAAUCUUAAUUAAUUUAGUUACACAGUUGGUAAACACAAUGUUUAAUUGGAAAGGCGCGCUCACGUGCGCCUUUUUGGCGCUGUUUGUUGUGUGGACGUCUGGAAUACCAGGUACUGAAAAAGGGGUUUACCGAUGGAUGGAGAGGGACAAUUUCGAUGUAAUUAUCGAUAGAUUAUCAGAAGUUACCGCAGAAAAUUGUCGAGCCAAGCCAAAAUCCGAACUGACUCUUCCUAAAGAGUCUGUUACACAGUAUCCUAUGUACAAUAAACUACUAAGCAGUGUGAUUCACCAAAAUCGUUCUACUUUAUUGCAUCUUCAUAAUAUGGCGCUAAACAGAGCAUUUUUUUACAGUUUCAUUUAUCAAGCACAGAAUAUGUCAGUAGACUUUUUUAACCAGCCUGGUUUCAUGUAUUUAUACAUGUCUAAUGCUGCUGAUGUGACAGCAGGCGCUGGCUUUGUGAACGGUUCCGGUCUUUACUUUGAUAAUAAUGUGUAUUAUCCAAAUUGGUGGACUAGAAUUGUCGAUUUCAAUAGCACUCUUCCUUUGUAUGGACCAAGAGCGUGGAGAGUUGACGAUUAUGAUGAAGCAACUAAUUGGUUACGCGAACCUACAAACAAUACAGUUGAUAUUCAUGAUUAUGCAGCUGGUCGUUCCAGUAACUAUUCGAGCCAAGCUUUCAAGUCCGCUCCAUGGUAUUCAAACUGGUUACCAGAUAUAUCCGGUGAAACUGAUUCUGUUGACAAAUAUACAUAUGCACCAAAAAUUAGACGCUCAAAUGAGACGGGGAGAUUUGUAAAAGAAGAAUUUAGCAGUAUUCCGUUCUUUGGUCCACCACAGCCUGGUCAAACAGGGUCCAUCAGACUACCAGUUUUGUGGACACAACCAUACUUUGACUGUGGCAGAUCUAACAGGUGGAUCAUCAGUGCUAGUUCACCAGUGACAGAGUACAUGCCAAGAUAUUCAAACUGGACGCAUUUGAGAAGACCAAGGUUUACAGCUGUGGCUACACAGGAUAUAGAGUUUGAGAGGAUUGAUAUCAACCCCUGUCCUGUCAGUGAGGGUAACAAAGAACCUAAUAUGUUUGCUGGCACAGCAAGAUGUAAAAAGUCUACCAUUUGCGAGACCUUGGGAUUUGAGGGAUGGGGCUUCAGAAGAGGUGGUUACCAGUGUGCUUGUCAGCCUGGAUACUACUACCCAUGGUGGCAUGAUGGACCCUUCCUUGGUGAAGAAAUUGAACAAGCUACAAAAGAAGAAUAUGAAAAUGGAUUUGACUGCCUUCCAAUUUAUGAAUUGCAAGUACCUCCUCAGAAAAAUCCUAGUUUUGUUGAUAGAAAGAAGAGAUCUGUAGCAACAUCCCUCAAAGAACAGUUUCUUAGUGAGGUUAUGCCGUCUUCACAAAGUGCAAGGGUUAAAUUAGUUGCUAAAAGAUCAUUAGCAAAAUUAAGGAAGAAACGCUUUGUACCACGAUUUAAAGGAGAAGAGCCACAUAUGAGGUAUAAAAGAGAUUUAUUUGACACAGAUAGAUAUGACAGACUGAAUAAAAUAAUGGACAGAAAAGACACAACAACUAGAUCCAACUGUCAUACUAAACAUUCCUAUGAAAGAUUUCUUCCUGGAGAUGCUGCUUACGGGGUAGAAGCACAGUUUGAAGCCGAAGGUCGUACUGCAUUGCGUUUAGCUCAUUUUCUAAGCAAUUUCCUACAGAACGUUGAUGAAUAUGAACAGUUUGGUAGUAUGGAUGGGGAUAGAAGAUUGAAUGAGACCCAUGUAUUUGGAGAAGUUAUUGCUAAUGUGAUGAGUAACUUCAAGAUUGUGGGAAGUGGGGCCUUCUUUGAUAGAUACAGUUUCAGAAUGUCUCCUCCUAUUAAUAAUACUGACCCUAGGUUUUCCAAUGGAAUCACCAGAGAAUACUUCGGUCCAUAUUCAUGGGUAGAACAUAAGGCUGGAACAGCUGGAUUAAACUUAGAUUUUAAAGCUGAAGACUUUGCUGGCCAUAAAACAUUUUACACGGAUGAACCAUGGUUCCGAAACAUGAAGGCUAGAUGGCAGACCAACUUUGUCAUGCUGAAAAAAUUUACAUUGAAACCAAUGAUCAGGUCAGAUCCAGCAGGAACUAGUUUGAUAAGAUUUGAACAUUAUCCAUUGACAUUUUUUGCACCUAAAUAUGAACAUGGUGAAUGGCUGAGACCAGAGUUCAAAUGUGAUGAAAGGAUAAUGGAUUGGGUAGUCACAUAUGUGGUUCCUUUCUUUGGUUUGGACAGUCUCAAAUCUAGACUAGAAUUCAAAGGUGUAGUAACAGUAGAUGUCAAAUUAGAUUACCUACAGAUAACUCAGUGUCCUGGUCCAUUCUACCAAGCUAAUGCCUUCAAAAAUACAGCAAAGUGUCAUUAUCAAUCAACUUAUUGUAUUCCUACUCCUGGCAGAAUUCCAGAUAAAAGAUAUGCCAUUGGUAAUUACAAAUGUGAAUGUCGCCAAGGUUAUGAGUAUAUAUUCAAUGAUAAUGCCUGGUUCUAUGAUGGGCAAACAAUAGAAAAUGAAUACCAGAAAAUGGAAGCUGGUUUACCUAACAGGUUUGAGACAUUGAAGUGUAGAAUUGCUGGAGCAUCGGCAAUUGUGGCUAACUGGGUUCUUAUUGGUUUACUCUCUGUUGCCUUAGCAAUACUGAACAGAAGCUAAAGAUCUGAUGUGUUAUUUAGAAUCUGGCUUAAAUGAUUUCCAAAUACUUUAUAUCCAAACUAUACACAAAGUGCUUUUGUGAUUAUUCCCGUGUUAAUCUAGAGAUUUAAGUAAAGAUUGAUGAAAGCAUAUGAUCAAUGAAAUAUCAAAACAAAUUACCAUCUUGAAAGUACCAUAGGACAUAGUAAACAAAAAACUUAAUUCUCAAAAUUUUCCAUGGAUGUUUAAUCAUCAAAUACUUAUACUCAAAACCUCCAACUUAAUCAAUAUUAUUAAGAAAUAAAUGAGAUUCCAAUUUUUAUGAUAAUAAUAUUGAGAUUAUAUUCUCCCUUCAAUGAGAUUUGACUUUUGUAAUCAUGAGAUUCAGCAGUUUCUCCUUUUAUAUUCUAUUGAUUUAUAUUUAUAUAUUUUCUGUUUAUCUUUAUUUGUAAACUGAGAUUCUUUUAAUCUUUGUUAGAGAUCUGACUUUUUUCUGAUAUUAAGCAUAUCGUUCUCAUUUGUGCAUAAUGAGUAUUUUUACAUUAUUUUAUUAUUCUAUAAUCGUGAAUUUAUAACAGGAAUUAAUCAUAAAGUAAUUUUUUUUAUUUCCACCAUUUACAUGAAUAAUAAUCUCCAUUUCAAAAAGAAAAUUUAGUUUUGACCUUUAUGGUGAGUGCCCUUAAAACAUUAAAACAUUGAGUUAUAGUAAGAGAUACAAAGUGCAAAUUUCACAGUGUUUGUAGUGCUGUCUGUACAUGUGCAAUACAGACAUAAAUAUUACAGUUUAAUUAUUCAUAUACAUAUUCAAUUAAUGAUUCUUGAUCAAAAAAAGUCAAAUGGAAAAAUACCAUUUUCUGACAUGUUGUAUUCAAUAAGUCAUCUGGUAUCUUAAAUUGUGAUUUAAUUUUUUCUAGUCCUGCAUGUGUCUCAACACUUGCGUGCCUCAAACACCUGUGAAAGUAACAUUCGUUAGAUUUUUUUUAUUCAACUUUUAUAAAAGUUAGUUUGUUUUUUUUUUCUUUUUUUUUUAUGCUGUAGUCCAGAAUUUUGAAAAGACAUAAAUAAAGUUAGGAGAUAUCAAAUAGACUUUCGAAAUUCUUGCCUGUCUUUUACAGUAUACACAUGUAUUUAAUGUAUCAUAAUUCUGACUGAUCAAAGUAGAAAAAAUCAAUAUGAUUAAAUCAAAAUAGAUAUUGUACAUAUUGCAGUUACAGAAAUAGCUCAUAUAAGUAGAGAUUUAUCUAUAUAUGUUAUACUGACCAGAAACAAAACAAACUGAUUUUCAUAUUGUUUUUAUACGACCGCAAAAAUUAAAAAUUUUUUGGUCGUAUAUUGGUAUGACGUUGGCGUCGUCGUCGUCGUCGUCGUCGUCGUCCGGCGUCGUCUGGCGUCGUCCGAAGACACAUUGGUUUUCGCACUCUAACUUUAGUUUAAGUGAAUGGAUCUCCAUGAAAUUUCACCAUAAGGUUCAAUACCACGAAAGGAAGGUUGGGAUUGAUUUUGGGGGUUAUGGUACCAACAGUUAAGGAAUUAGGGGCCAAAAAGGGGCCAAAAAUAAGCAUUUUUGUAACUUUCAGACAAUAACUUGUGUGUAAGUGUAUGGAUCUCUCUGACAUUGUACCACAAGGUUCCAUAUCACAAAAGGAAGGCUGUAAUUGAUUUUGGGGGUAAUUGCCUCAAAAUUUUAGGAAUUAGGGGCCAAAAAAGGGGCAAAAAACAAGCAUUUUUCUAGUUUCAUGACAAUAACUUGUGUGUAAGUGUUUGGAUAUUUCUGAAAUUGUACUACAAGGUUCCAUAUCACAAAGGGAAAGCUGGAAUUGAGUUUGGGGGUAAUUGCCCGAAACGUUUAGGAAUUGGGGGCCAAAAAGGGGCCAAAAAUAAGCAUUUUUCUAGUUUCCAGACAAUAACUUGUGUUCAAGUGUAUGGAUCUCUCUGAAAUUGUACUGCAAGGUACCAUACCACAAAGGGAAGGCUGGGAUUGAGUUUGGGGGUGAUGAAUCAUAAGGGGGUUCAAAAAAUUUGGGGGGGGGGGAUUUUUUUUUUUUUUUUUUUCUUUUUUUCCUUUUUUUUUUCUUUUAAAAUUUUCCAUUUUAAGUUGGUUAUUUCUGAUUUAUAUUUAAAAGCAAAUAAUAAUGAUAUGGUAGGAGAUACACACCAAACAGGAUAUGUAAAUUAUUAUAUAAUAAGUAUUGUGCAAUAGCAAGAAAUUUUCAAUUGCACAGUAUUGCACAAUAGCAAGAAAUCUUCAAUUGCACAGUAUUGCACAAUAGCAAGAAAUCUUCAAUUGCACAGUAUUGCGCAAUAGCAAGAAAUAUCCAAAAGCACAAUAUUGCGCAAUAGCAAGAAAUUGUCAAUUGUACAGUAUUGCGCAAUAGCAAGAAAUAUUCAAUUGCACAGUAUUGUGCAAAAGAAGAUACUUCGUAUAAAUUGCUUAUUUCUUGAUCAAUUUCAAUGGGGUUUUAUUCUUGAAUUCUUGGGGUUCUUUAAUAUGCUGAAUCUAACCGUGUAUUAAGUUUUUGGAUUUUGGGCCCCGUUUUUAAAUUGGUCCACAUUGAGGUCCAAAGGGUCCAAAAUUUAACUUUGUUUGAUUUCAUCAAAAAUUGAAUUAUUGGGGUUCUUUGAUAUGCCGAAUCUAACCGUGUAUUUAGAUUUUUAAUUUUGGGUCCCGUUUUUUAAAUUGGUCGACAUUAAGGUCCAAAGGGUCCAAAAUUAAACUUAGUUUGAUUUUAACAAAAAUUGAAUUCUUGGGGUUCUUUGAUAUGCUGAAUCUAAACAUGUGUUUAGAUUUUUGAUUAUGGGACCAGUUUUCAAGUUGGUCCAAGUUGGGUCCAAAAUUAAACUUUGUUUGAUUUCAACAAAAAUUGAAUAUAUGGGGUUCUUUGAUAUGCUGAAUCUAAACAUGUAUUUAGAUUUUAGAUUUUUGGCCCAGUUUUCAAGUUGGUCCAAAUUGGGGUCCAAAAUUAAACUUUGUUUGAUUUCAACAAAAAUUGAAUAUAUGGGGUUCUUUGAUAUGCUGAAUCUUACCAUGUAUUUAGAUUUUUUAUUUGUGGGCCCGCUAUCAAAUUGGUUCAUAUUGAGGUCAAAAGGGUCCAAAAUUAAACUUUGUUUGAUUUCAUCAAAAAUUGAAUUAUUGGGGUUCUUUGAUAUGCCAAAUCUAACCGUGUAUUUAGAUUUUUAAUUUUGGGUCCUGUUUUUUAAAUUGGUCUACAUUAAGGUCCAAAGGGUCCAAAAUUAAACUUAAGUUUGAUUUUAACAAAAAUUGAAUUAUUGGGGUUCUUUGAUAUGCUGAAUCUAAACAUGUGUUUAGAUUUUUGAUUAUGGGACCAGUUUUCAAGUUGGUCCAAGUUGGGGUCCAAAAUUAAACUUUGUUUGAUUUCAACAAAAAUUGAAUAUAUGGGGUUCUUUGAUAUGCUGAAUCUAAAUAUGUAUACAGAUUUUAGAUUUUUGGCCCAGUUUUCAAGUUGGUCCAAAUUGGGGUCCAAAAUUAAACUUUGUUUGAUUUCAACAAAAAUUGAAUAUAUGGGGUUCUUUGAUAUGCUGAAUCUUACCAUGUAUUUAGAUUUUUUAUUUGUGGGCCCGCUAUCAAAUUGGUUCAUAUUGAGGUCAAAAGGGUCCAAAAUUAAACUUUGUUUGAUUUCAUCAAAAAUUUAAUUAUUGGGGUUCUUUGAUAUGCCAAAUCUAACCGUGUUUUUAGAUUUUUAAUUUUGGGUCCCGUUUUUUAAAUUUGUCUACAUUAAGGUCCAAAGGGUCCAAAAUUAAACUUAGUUUGAUUUUAACAAAAAUUGAAUUCUUCGGGUACUUUGAUAUGCUGAAUCUAAACAUGUGUUUAGAUUUUUGAUUAUGGGACCAGUUUUCAAGUUUGUCCAAGUUGGGGUCCUAAAUUAAACUUUGUUUGAUUUCAACAAAAAUUGAAUAUAUGGGGUUCUUUGAUAUGCUGAAUCUAACCAUGUAUUUUGAUUUUGGACAUUGGACCAUAAUAGGUAAAUUAAAAAAAUUGAAGUUCUUAGACCACAUUCUUUCUGUGUCAGAAACCUAUGCUGUGUCAAAUAUUUAAUCACAAUCCAAAUUCAGAGCUGUAUCAAGCUUGAAUGUUGUGUCCAUACUUGCCCCAACUGUUCAGGGUUCGACCUCUGCGGUCGUAUCAAGCUGCGCCCAGCGAAGCAUUUUAUUGAUCAAUUGAUUUUACUGCAUAAGGAUACUUUUGAUUUCUUUUCAGAGCAAUGGAAAUUUACACUUUUUUGAGCGAUGAUUGCCCAACAAAAAAUAUUUUAAAAAUACAUGUAUUGAAAUAAUGGAUUUAUUUGCAAAAUAUAAGAAGAGGCAAAUAUUUCAAAAACCACUUUUUCAAUCACUAUUUUAUACAAAAAUCAUCAAAACUCAAACUGAAAAUUUAUUGUGUGAUUUGUAUGACUGUACUGUUGAAUGUUUAUUAUAUAUUUUAUAUUUUUGAGUGCAAGAUAAAUGGUGCAAUUAUUGUGUUAUAUAUUUUAGAUAUUGAUAAAAUGUAAAUAUGUAAAUAAUGAUUAUUAUGUAAUUAUGUGUAUAUACAAAAUUAUUUCCAAAUGUGCCAUGAUUUUAUACAUAAAAGAUAUAGUACAAAAUCAUACCUUCUAAUCUCCUAUAUAAUGAACUAGGUUGCCCUUAUUUACAAGAUUCGUGAAUUUUGGAAACACUGAAAGAAACCAGAUCAACCAGGUACUGGAUUAAGCCUUCUUUUUUCUUUGAUCAUUAAAAUUAGAUCGAAAAAUAAAUCUUAGCAAUUUGUGAAUUCUCAUCAGAGUUUGAAAAAUUUGUGAGAAAACUGUUUAAGAGGUUGUAUCCAUUUAUAAUUUUCACUGAUCUCCAGUGGAAAUGUAAUGAAUUUUUUAUUUUUGCCAUUAUAUAAUUCCAAUAGUCUUCCCAUCAUUAGCAUGACAAAUAAAAUAUGUUUACUUGAAAAAACAUUCUGUGGAAAAAACCAUAGAACUAGAAAGGGGGUGGGGAGGAAUGAUCUUAAAUCUAUAUAAGGUUGACAAUAAGACUUCUUUAACUAAACUGAAUCUUGCGUAUUAAUGGUUGUUAUAAAUUGUUUCACAUUCCACAUUGUUUUAUAUGAUGUACAAAUGUUUUAAUACAUAUCAAAUUUUACUUUGUACUAUGCAUUUUAUAUACUAUUUGAAAAUAAAAUUAUUUUUCUAUUCAGUGAUUUUUACGCUUGCAUAAAUUGCUGAAGAGGAAAGAUUGAGAUAGUU